ACGACAGUCCCGCUUCUUGACGUCCUGACAACAACAUGGCUCAAGUGGCGGACUGUUCAGGCUCAGAGAGUGUUUCAGGGGAAAAUGCUCAAGCUUCGGCCGCGGAGGAAGGCAGCGCAACACCGGGGACAGGGGGACAGGACAACCCGGUGUGUCUGAUCGUCCUGGGCAUGGCAGGGUCCGGGAAAACCACGUUCGUUCAGAGGCUGACAGCUCAUCUCCACUCUCAGAAAGCUCCACCAUAUGUCAUCAAUCUGGACCCUGCUGUACAUGAAGUGCCAUUCCCGGCUAACAUCGACAUCAGAGACACAGUCAACUACAAAGAGGUGAUGAAGCAGUACGGCCUUGGACCAAAUGGGGGCAUUGUCACAUCUCUCAACCUGUUCGCCACAAGGUUUGAUCAGGUCAUGCAGUUCAUCGAGAAGAAAAAACAUAACCACAGAUUUGUGUUGAUCGACACACCAGGUCAGAUAGAAGUGUUCACAUGGUCAGCGUCUGGCACUAUCAUCACAGAGGCUCUGGCUUCCUCCUUCCCUUGUGUGGUGGUCUAUGUCAUGGACACGUCUCGCUGUGUCAGCCCCGUCACAUUUAUGUCUAACAUGCUGUAUGCCUGCAGUAUCCUCUACAAGACGAGACUACCCUUCAUUGUGGUUCUGAAUAAGACAGAUAUUAUCGACCACAGCUUUGCAGUGGAGUGGAUGCAGGACUUUGAGGUUUUCCAGGAUGCUCUGAACCAGGAGACCUCCUAUGUGAGCAACCUGACCCGCUCCAUGAGUCUGGUCUUGGAUGAGUUCUACACCAACCUCAGGGUAGUGGGGGUGUCCGCAGUCACAGGCAGUGGUCUGGAGCAGCUCUUUGUCCAAGUGGAGGAGGCGGCCAAAGAGUAUGAGAGAGAGUACCGCCCUGAGUACGAGCGGCUGCGCACAGAGCUGGCCCAGGCUCAGAGCAAGAAGCAGCAGGAGCAGCUGGAGCGCCUCCGGAAGGAUCUGGGAGAGGUCAAAGUCACUCCAGCAGCCCCCACAGAAGACGCAGACAUGGCUGGUCCCAGUGACCUGAUCCUGACCCGAGGGCACUGUGAGGAGGAUGAAGAGGAGCCACUGGACAGUGACACAGAUGACCUGGACCACACUGCCACUGAAGAAAGCAAGGAGACCGAAUCCUUUGGAAACUUCUUGAAGAAUAGGAUGGAGGUGGUGCAAGGGCGAAACAAAAAGUGUGCUCCACCGGACAGUUAGUGAGACGUCUGCCGCUGUGUCCAUCUGUCCUCUCAGUCUGGCCACACACGCGGAGGAAUACAUGGAAGUUUGUAAUCCUGCUGAACUGGUGAUUGCUACUCCUCAAGCUCAGACAGCUUUUAUAUUAGCCACAAAAGAUUCUAUUUUUGCAUUUGUAAAAGUCUUAUUUGUGUUUUUGUUUUGAUUGGUCCAUGACUGACCCCCUGCCCUUAUACCAAGUUUCGCAACUCCACUUACAGCACAAUAUGAGUAAUGCACUAUUGGUUGGGAUGCAUGAGGUCUUUGUGGGACUCGUUAUCAAGGAGGACUGCAUAUCUAUACUCUAAUAAAUAUUACUUGUGUUUUACAUUGUGUAAUUAUUUAUUAUUAAAGUCCCCAUUUGUGCUCUAUAGGAGUAAUCUAAAGGUGCUUUUUUGUGAAUGGUUAUCCUUGCUCCAACAUCCAGUCUCCCAACUUCCCAUGCUCAUAUUUACUGUACUGUGCUUCACAGUUUUCCACAUUCAUGUAAAGCCACUUGCUUAUCGCCACGGAGAUGUUAUUACUUUGCUGGAAUGUCCCACAGUAUUGUAUAUAUCUUGCAUUUAUUAAAGGUGUUUUUAUUUCUAAAAUACCUUGAAAAACAUAGUCUUGUCUGUAACUUGGCCUUUUGGAGUUGAAACAAAUGUAACGCCAUACUGAGGUAUAUUCUAUGCAAUGCAGUAUUAUUGCCAUGGAGACAACCGGGGGGUAGACCCUCUGCACCUUUAAGCAGAAAUUAAUUAGUUUCUAUGGGAGUUACUCUACUGCUACUAUUAAUAAAGCAUCUAAUAAUACCAAAUCCC
This is a messenger RNA of Periophthalmus magnuspinnatus, 2056 nucleotides long. RefSeq names its product GPN-loop GTPase 1 (gene gpn1). The transcript has 13 exons. NCBI's taxonomy places the organism in Eukaryota, Metazoa, Chordata, Actinopteri, Gobiiformes, Gobiidae. Gene Ontology annotation, molecular function: GTPase activity; ATP hydrolysis activity. The record is from RefSeq and is a predicted model, not a curated record. The coding region runs from base 36 to 1235 and encodes 399 amino acids.